AUGGGGGCAGGGGAAAGGAGGUGGGAGGGGGGGGAGACAAGAGGGAGAAGAAGAGUGAAGGACGGUCAAAAGGAAAAAGGGGGGGGGGGGGCGGGGGGAAGGGGUGGGGAAGGGGGGAAGAGGGGGGGCCGAAAAGGUGGAAGGACGUGGGUGGAAGAGGGGAAAAAGGGAGGGAGAGAAGUGGGAAGGGAAAGCGGGGGGGGGGGGGGGGGAAGGAGAGAUGGGGGAGGUGGGAGAAGGGGCAGGGGGGGGGGAGGGGGGGGGAGAGGGGGGAGGAGAAGUGGGGGAGGGGAAGGAACACACAACUUGCCAUCCCUUGUCUGUGAAAUGUCCCGUUUCUGCAUCUGCAGUAUAAUGGUGUGGGGAAGAAUCAUGACAAAUGACUGCAUGAAGCUGCAUAUCUUUCAAGAAUGUUCUGUAACUGCUCGGAGGUAUGUGGAUGAGGAAUUGGAACCCUAA
This is a messenger RNA of Stegodyphus dumicola, 459 nucleotides long. RefSeq names its product glycine-rich RNA-binding protein 10-like. NCBI's taxonomy places the organism in Eukaryota, Metazoa, Arthropoda, Arachnida, Araneae, Eresidae. The record is from RefSeq and is a predicted model, not a curated record.